AUGCAAUAUGAUGUCCGCUCGUGUCCGCUCAAAUCUGACUGGUGCCGGGAGGACCCGAAGGAUAAGAAACACUACAAACUGAGGACCCAACAUCUAGAACGACAAAUCGACUAUGUCGAUGAUGGUGGCAUCCCAGACGGUCAUGAUGAUGUUCCCGGUGAUGUCCGUAGAGACCUAACCCUAGAAAACCAGGCUGUGGCAUUUGUUAUCUCGCCAUGUGGGUCGCAAGUAACCAUUGGCAUAAAUCCCUCGUCGACGAUCAGACCGGGCUCAUUAGUCCUAGCGUCAUAG
Messenger RNA from Penicillium angulare, 291 nucleotides. RefSeq lists its product as uncharacterized. Bases 1 to 291 code for a protein of 96 amino acids. Lineage: Eukaryota; Fungi; Ascomycota; Eurotiomycetes; Eurotiales; Aspergillaceae. The transcript has a single exon. The record is from RefSeq and is a predicted model, not a curated record.